CUUCGCUUUCACUCGACCAUCUUUGCACAAAUCAUGGCACGACGGCGAACAAAGAAGCGAACGCAUAUCGGCGCCAAAAAUGGCAAGCAUGCCAAUACAGUGAAAUCGAUUGAGCGCUCACCGAAGAGCAUGGUCAUCCGGAUUGGUGCGAGCGAGGUGGGACCGAGCAUAAGUCAGCUGGUAAAGGAUAUGAGACUAGUUAUGGAGCCAGGUACGGCGAGCAGGCUGAGAGAGCGCAAAAGUAACAAAUUGCGGGAUUAUACGACAAUGUGUGGCCCCCUUGGUGUCACACAUCUGCUUUUGUUCUCCAGAAGCGAGUCUGGGAAUACCAACCUCAGGAUAGCCAUCACCCCUCGUGGGCCUACAUUGCACUUCAGAGUAGAAAAUUACUCCUUGUGUAAGGAUGUCGCUCGUUCGCAGAGAAGACCGAAAAACUCGAAAGAUCUUUAUUUGACGGCACCUCUGCUUGUGAUGAACAAUUUUUCAACAUCAAGCCAGAAUCAGCCUGCGGAUGGGCCCGAAGUUCCAAAGCAUCUCGAAUCCCUUGUUACCACAAUCUUCCAGUCUAUAUUCCCGCCGCUGAACCCUCAGACGACCCCGCUAUCCUCAAUCAAACGAGUGCUCCUUCUUAAUCGCGAGCCUCCUUCUGAUCCCGAAAACAGCGCUUACACUAUCUCAUUGCGACACUACGCUAUCACGUCUCGAAAGUGCGGCCUCAACAAACCGAUUAAGCGUAUAUAUCAGGCAGAGAAGGGCGACAAGAGCGAACGACGGGGCAGAGGUGUGCCGAACCUUGGUAGGCUCGGCGAUGUAAGCGAGUAUUUGCUAGGCGGCGAGAAUGGCACCAAUGACGGAAGUUACACGAGUGCGAGUGAGACCGAGACAGACACAGAUGGAGAAGUCGAAGUCAUGGCGCCACGAACGAAGAAAAUCUUAGGUCGCAAGGAGCGAGAGAAGCUUCGAACGGCAGCAGGAGAAAAUGGCGGCUCGAAUUUAGGGUCAGAAUCUAUCAGAGGGGCUGAGAAGCGCGCUAUCAAACUCACAGAGCUAGGUCCGCGGAUGCGACUAAGGCUUAUCAAGGUCGAGGAGGGAUUAUGUGGAGGCAAAAUCAUGUGGCACGACCACAUCUCGAAAACAAAAGCGGAGGAACGAGAAUUGGAUCAGAAGUGGGAACAAAGGCGAAAAGAGAAAGAAGAACGAAAGAGAAUUCAAAGGGAAAAUGUGGAGAGAAAGAGAGCGAAUAAACAGAAGAAAAAGGAGGCAGAUGGUGAGGAUAGUGACGAGGAAAUGGAGUAUGAUAUUGACGAUGAUGAGUACUGGCAAGACGCAGGUGACGGAGAUGAGAGUGGGGAUGAGGUCGAUGAUGAAGAGGAUGAGGACAUGGAGGAAGGUUAAAUUUAAGAUGAUGACCUCUUCCAAGUCGACAACAUGUAAAGUCGACAAAGAUGCGUCUUGUUUAUGACCUGUUUCUCCAUGAUCAUUCUUCAGCCGUGACAUAUUCAAAAUCGGUCUCCCAUCCAACUCCCUCAGACUCUGACUUGGCUGGAUCUACCAAGAAGAAGCACGACUUUUUGACCCAUUCUGUGCACUCUUCAUUGCGCUGUGGGGCAUGUCUGGGGGCAACUUAUUAGGAGACUGUUUUCAGUUAUGAGAUUAUUCAACGCUUCAAUACCUCACAAGAGGAAAUUUG
Verruconis gallopava is the source of this 1690-nucleotide messenger RNA. RefSeq lists its product as uncharacterized. The transcript is spliced from 2 exons. Gene Ontology annotation, cellular component: preribosome, large subunit precursor. The record is from RefSeq and is a predicted model, not a curated record. The coding region runs from base 34 to 1395 and encodes 453 amino acids. NCBI's taxonomy places the organism in Eukaryota, Fungi, Ascomycota, Dothideomycetes, Venturiales, Sympoventuriaceae. Gene Ontology annotation, biological process: rRNA processing; ribosomal large subunit assembly. Gene Ontology annotation, molecular function: rRNA binding.